GUCCGGUGUCGGGGGCAGCGCCGGGGCAUGCGGUUCGUGCUGAAUAAAGAGCGACGCCAUUUCCCACCUGUGGAUUCGGACGGGUUUGGGGCUGAGUUUCCCAUCAGCAACGUGCGCCGGGAGGACGGCGGGAGCUACAGCUGCUCCUAUCACAGCAGAUCGGAGCCGUUCACCAUGUCGUACCCCAGCGACCCCGUGGAGCUGGUGGUGAGAGAUCCCAGCUUACCCAGACCCUCCAUCUCCCUGAACUCCACCGGGGUCAUCGCCCCAGGGGCAAACGUCACCAUCCGGUGUCAGGGGCAGCGCCAGGACGUGAGGUUCUUCCUGCACAAGGCUGGAGACCUGAACCUGCAUCCUGAGGUCAAAGAGGAAAACUCGGCUCAGCUGUCAGUCCCUGUGGUGGGAACCAGGCAGCUGCAGGAGGGGAUGUGGUUUGCUGGGCAGGGACCAGGCAGCUUCAGGAGGGGAUGUGGGUUGCUGGGUGCUGCAGGGAUCUGGCUUUGCUCUGACUGUGAUAGAUUUGGGCUGGAGAUUGCAGAGAAACCAUCUGAUGGGAAGAAAGGGGCCAAGCGCAUCACGGGCUUCCUGGGGCUGCAGCCCCUGGCGCAGUUCCUCAUUCCGCUCGCACUCGGGCCUCAGGCAGCUGGGGACAUAGGGACAUGGGGCACCCUAGGGGCCAUGGCUUGUGGGCACCCCCCCCCCCAUGCCCGGGGCCUCAGGACAUGCUCUGGUACAGCCGUGCCGGAGAGGACGUGGGAUCAUUCUGCCAGCCUGAGCUGCCUGUGGGUCAUUCGCACUGUGGUGGUUGUUGAGCCUGUGAAGCGGCCCGGCUGCGAGCUCAUGUGGCGUGAAUUCCCCAAACCCACCAUCUGGGUGAGCCCCAGCAGGGUGGUGGCGCUCGGGGGAAGCGUCACCAUCCGCUGUGAGGGUUUGUACCCGGGCAUGGAGUUCGUUCUGCGUAAAGCUGGACACCCGAACCUGGAGCUGCAGUCGGUGCCUGAUGGGACCGUGGCUGAAUUUCCCAUCCCCAGCGUCAGCCGGGAAGAUGGAGGGAGCUACACCUGCCAGUAUCACUCCAUAACGGAUCAGAGUCGCUGGUCGUAUCUCAGCGACCCCGUCGAGAUCAUUGUAGCAGAGCCCAGCUACCCCAAACCCAGCAUCUCCCUGAGACCCAGCGGGGGGGUCUCCCUAGGGGGAGCCGUGACCAUCCGGUGUCAGGGGCAGCGCCGGGGCAUGUGGUUCGUGCUGAAUAAAGAGCGAAGCCAUUUCCCACCUGUGGAUUCGGACGGGUUUGGGGCUGAGUUUCCCAUCAGCAACGUGCGCCGGGAGGACGGCGGGAGCUACAGCUGCUCCUAUCACAGCAGAUCAGAGCCGUUCACCAUGUCGUACCCCAGUGACCCCGUUGAGCUGGUGGUCUCCUCGCAGCCCAGCGACCCCGUGCAGCUGGUGGUAGCAGCCUCCCCGGGGCGCCCGGAUUUCACCCACGCCAACAUCGCCCGCCUGGGGCUGAGCGCCGGGGUCCUGCUUGUCCUGGGGCUGAUCCUGGCCGAGGCCUGUUACAGCCGCCCGAGGGGGGCGCCCUAGCUGAGGUGACCCCUUUGUCGCUCGCCUCUGGAUCCUUUUUCCAGUGU
Molecule: messenger RNA, 1631 nt
Organism: Mauremys reevesii (Reeves's turtle)
Lineage: Eukaryota; Metazoa; Chordata; Testudines; Geoemydidae
Product: immunoglobulin superfamily member 1-like
Exons: 7
Coding region: 28-1584 (518 amino acids)
Source: RefSeq, a predicted model, not a curated record